AUGUGGGGUCUAUUUGGCAGCAAACAGCCAGUGUUACCUGCAACAAUUCCUACGGAUGAGAUCAUCCCGCUGAGUCCGUUAGAUGACAUCGACUACUUGCGUAGUGUCUGCUUGGUUGUGACGCACAGAUAUGACGAUGUUCUCGAUCCUGAGAAACUCCGUUAUGCCCUCGAAAGGCUUGUGGACCUUCCCGGCUGGCGCAAGAUGGGCGCUCGGCUUAGGCUGAAUAAAUUGGGAAAGUUGGAAUACCAUGUGCCAGAGCGCUACGACGAGAAGCGGCCAGGUAUAGGGUACUCACACGUUUCCUACGACAUUUCCAUCAACGAGCAUCCUUUGGCCUCGAGGAUCCCUCGAGCGACUGAGAAACCGACGGUGGCGGCGGACCCCAAUGAGUUUCUUGAUUUGGCACGCAGCGAGGACGGGCCAAGGUUCUUCGAGGACUACAUCACCCGGGACGUCCCCCAGCUUGCUCUGCACAUUGUUUCGUUCACAGACGCAACUUUGGCAUCUCUAAGUUUCCCACACACUUUCACCGACGGCACAGGAGGUGGUCACAUCUACCGUGCCUGGUCUCUUGCCCUUCAGGAAAGAUAUGAUGAAAUUGCCGAGUUUCACGGCUACAACCACGACCCUCUGGCCGGGUUUGGAGCCAACCCGACAGAGCCGUACAUCUACGCCGACAAACUUUUAACAGGAUGGAGGAAAUGGCUCUUUUUGCUGCGCCAAUUGUAUUUGAGCGUGCGUUACGGGACCGAAUCUCGUGUGCUCUGUAUGCCGGGGCCUUACUUGACCCGACUUCGAAAGCAGGCAAUUGAAGAGAUCAGAGCGGAGACGGGAGAUCCAAAUGCUUUCGUUAGCGACAAUGAUGUCCUCACUGCCUGGUUUACCCAAGUUGCCAUGUCUGACAUGCCUCGGAAUUCCAACAGGACGAUCCGCAUCAUGACGGCGUUUAGACUUCUCGGCGUUGUGCCAAACAAAUAUCUCCCUGACGGGAAAGCUUACGUCGCCAACGCAGUGAGCGAGGUGUGGACCUUUCUCAAAGCCCGGGACAUCUUCAACAAACCACUCAGCUACACGGCCCACGCGAUCCGGCGUUCGUUGACGGAAGGAGGCACACCAGAACAGAUUGAAGCACUGGCGGCCAUCAAAAGGGAGGCCUCCGAGGCCACCGGGCUUAUCCUGCCAACUAUUUUUGGCGACGUCACCAUGAACAUGAUCAACUUUACCAACAACACCAAGAGCAAGUUCUUCGAGACGGACUUGUCAGCCGCCAUAGUCAAGGAAGGGCUCCCUCGCUCCACACGUACUACUCCACCAGGCUUCCCAUCGUAUAUCCAGUUCAAUGCUUGGUCGCCAAGGUUUCAACUGCGUGAUAUACUCCCCAUUAUGGGUAGAGAUGCUGCGGGGAACUACUGGCUUGUAGGAGCUCUGCGUGAGAAUGUUUGGAGUAUGAUUGACAAGAAGCUGAGGGAGGCUUGACGUCAGAAACAGGGUAUCUGGAAAAGAAAACCUCUUGUCUUGGCUCAUCUCCUUGUAUAUCGAGAAACUUGCCUAAACAUCUCUACAUGGGAAUCGAGAAUAGAACAUAGAGAUCAUGUGUAU
Cryphonectria parasitica EP155 is the source of this 1602-nucleotide messenger RNA. RefSeq lists its product as uncharacterized. The record is from RefSeq and is a predicted model, not a curated record. The transcript has 2 exons. Lineage: Eukaryota; Fungi; Ascomycota; Sordariomycetes; Diaporthales; Cryphonectriaceae. Bases 1 to 1479 code for a protein of 492 amino acids.